GCUAGACUGCAGCUAGACUGCCAGUGGUUGUACUGUAGAGAAUAAAAUCUAGAAAAUAAAUUUGUAAUAUUUUUCCUGAAAAUUGCCCUAACAAAUUUUACCUUGCUCUUCUUUAACGCGGACCUCCAAUAUGGAGUGUGUCGACAAGCUUCUUCUUAACAACUAAACAACUAAAAAAGCAUACUUGAUAUUUUGUGUAUGUGUUUUCUUUUUAAUAUUAAAAACCUUUUUAAGAACUUUAGCACAAAUUUUCCUUAAUCACUUUUGGAAGGUUGGGGUAUUUAAUGAUAAUAAAGGCUAUUGUAAUGGUUAUUUCCUGUAGAUCAAUACAGCAGUACUAUAGAUCAGUACCAAGAGACCAUGACGUUCUCUUAUUAUAUCAUGGUCUCUUGUCAGUACUAAAAGAGCUAAAGGUGGUCGCUAGACGCCUCUCUUUUGAGGUUUGAGCGUAUUUUGGCAAGUUCGAUAAAAAAAAAUCAAAAUAACUCCAUAUGAAAGCUGGAUAACAUGCUAUACGGUGGCUCAUCCAAGCCACGGCAUUUUGGCUGCAUUGAUUAGAAUACUACUCGCCUAGACUAUUCACUAAUUACUAUAUUGCUAUUUGCUAUUCUAAAAUCGAUUAAGGGUUUUAAUCACUUGACCAAAAAUAAUUCUUGACCCAUUAAAUUUCUUGAUAUUUUGCAAAGAAAGUCGACGAUUCGCUGUUUUUUUUUUCGAUGGACGGUCUCAAAACUUCCUGUUUAUCAAUUGUGUAGCGCUACAAUACAAAUUUGGCUGAAAUAAAUAUGCUUUCAGAUGAAAAACCCAAAUAAAGCUGGAGAGCUUGCUACAAUAUGUUGAGAAUGGCAAAGUCAGCAUGGAGCACCCUAGGAACUGAGGAUACAUUCUCCUGAUACAAUUCUAUAUAAGAACAAAGGACACAACAAAACACUACUGACUCGACAUUAAUUCCGCUUUGUUAAGUCCUUUAUCCAACCAUGAAAAAUUCCUUAAAACUCUGAAUAGGGAUUAAACGACAAUAAUCAGGCGUCCAAUCGCCAAUACAAGGAGCCUUUGUGUGUGUUUGUAAAGCUUUUUCAUUAAGGAUGAUUAGCGAAGGCUAACAAAUACGGUUAUGAACAGCGAGUAAAAACACAAAUCAGAAGCAACUUAAAGCAAACGUAAAUUAAGACGCAAAGUGUGACAGAAUGGCUCCACUACUAUUGUCACUCCUCCCUUUUCUGUUUGUGUCCCCUUCAUUGUCAGGUAAGGAAGCAGUUUACCGCCUUAUUGGACGCAGAAAGGGCUGAGAAUCAAGCUUCUUGUUUUUAAAUAUUUGAUGUACAUAAGUACAAUAUUCAUACUUGUUAACGACACAUUUAACAACUUCUUCUAACAUACUGACAACUUCUUCUAACCUUGCUAAACAAAAUGCAGUAAGUGUGUAUGAACAUAACACGACAUAGAAUUGUAGAUUACAGAAAAAAAUAUCGAGAUUCGCAUAAUACUUCAAAUACACUUGUCAGGAAAAUGAGAGAUCAAACACGUGGACCAUACAGAGGACGUGGAGCACAGACUCCUGAAUGACUUAUUCAAAGACUACAACAAGGAGGCACGUCCUGUACUGAACAAGAGCGAAGCGAUCGAGGUUCAGUUUGACAUGGCCUACGCCCAGCUUAUCAACCUGAACAGCAAGGACCAAAUACUGCAGAGCAAGGUGUGGUUUAGGCAGAGAUGGGUGAAUCCCUUCCUCACCUGGGACCCAAAAAUGUACGGCGGGCUGACGUCUAUCAACGUGAACCCCAACAUGAUAUGGAAGCCGGACAUUGUCCUUUACCACAAUAUCGGAUUCGGCGAAACUGGUGCCAUCUACAAAUUUGACACACGUGCGACAAUCAUGCAUAACGGCUACACAGAGUGGUUUGCGCCAACAGAGAUCCACAGCAUUUGCGCAAUCGACAUCACCUACUUCCCAUUCGACGAGCAGUUCUGCAAGAUGAAGUUUGGGUCGUGGAGUUACUCGGGACGUCAGCUUAAUUUAACGAGCAAAGGGGAUUCUGCUGACCUUUCCAAGUAUACGAAGAGCGGGGAAUGGGACCUACUGGGCAUGCGCGCUGUAAGGAACGUGGUCAAGUACAGCUGUUGUCCAGACCCCUUCAUUGACAUUACGUUUACUAUGCACAUCAGAAGAAAAGUCUUAUUUUAUCUGACAAAUCUUAUAGCGCCGUGUAUUGUCCUAGCGACAUUGACAGUGUUCUCGUUCCAGCUCCCUCUCGAGUCUGGAGAACGCAUAGGACUGGUGAUAACAAUCUGGCUCGGUUUGACUGUGUUCAUGCUCGUGUUUACCGAGAAUGUGCCUAGGACUUCCGAAGUGAUCCCGCUGAUCGGCAAGUACUCUUUCUUGGUCAUGUGCGUUGUUUCGUGCUCGCUUAUCGUCACGUGCUGUAUACUGAAGGUUUUUAACAAGGAUCCCAACAUCAAGAUGUCCAGCUGGUUCAAGAAACUAAUCUUCAAGGUGCUUGGUCCCCUCUUGAUGAUGAAGCCACCAAAAAACGACGAAUCAUCAGCUACGAGAGGCGAUAAAAUACGCUCGCUUCUUUCUCGGGGAAAGCUUAAAGGCACACACUUAGAAUUGAAAGAUCAGGUUCCAUACAAAACAGAUCAACGCAUGCGAGUAGACAACGGUCACGUUUAUCAAUCAGUCAAGAAAUCGGAGUCAGCCACUGUGGUCAGCAACAGCCAGGAACAGCUAGAUGAGCUGUUGCACUAUGUCCGCGCAAUGGCGGAGCACUGGGCGGAGAGAGAGACAAACGAACACGUGUCAGGCGAGUGGCGGUAUGCUGCCACUGUGCUUGAUGCAGUGUUCUUCCGCGUGACAUUUGUUCUCAUCUUGGGUUCGACGUUAGCCUUUUAUUUUAUGAUUCCAAGCGAAGUGCGAUCUUUUUAAAGACUCUGGAUCCAACUUGCCUGACGGUCUUUGAGUAUUUAAAACUCUGAUUAUUUUACAAAAUUUAACUAUCCAAGCAUUAUUGUUUACUUUAACAUUAAACUUUAACUUUUAUUGUAGGAUCGAUUUAAUCCUAAGCGAUUCAAAGUGGAUAUGAUUUGCUAUAAUGAAAUGUACAUUUCGUAGAUCCGUCACACGAGUCGGUACCAGGUGAAAUGCUUAUUUUUCAGAUUUGCGUCCUCGACAAGGAAGUGACCAGUGUCAGGGUUUACUCAAGAAAGUUUGCGUAGAUGUUGUUUAAUUUUUGAAAGAAAACAAUGGUCUUGACGCCCAAUGGAUAAAACAGCUUAAAAGAGAUGGGGGUGGGGGUUUGACGGCAAAUGGGUAACCCUGCUGGCAGAGCUUUCUUCCUGUUUUUGUUCCAUCAGUUCACUUGGGGUUGAGAGAGGGGUUCUGUGGGCGGCAGCCUGCUAAGGUGUCCAUAAAAUAGCGAGAGAGUUGGCUGUACAUUCCGUUACUUUAGCCAGGCAGACGCGGCAUUCAUCACAUGAUUGCAUCAAUUUUAUUGGACUUCCCAUAAAACAACAACUGAUACAAAAACUGAAAUUUGAUGUUGGCUCGUAUUUAGGAUACCAUACUACUGAUAGACUAGGUCCAGAACAAAAAUAUUAAAUAAAAUGUUAGUUAACCUUUAUAAAUAACCAUUAAAAGGAAUAAAUAGAGUUCAAAGGA
Molecule: messenger RNA, 3658 nt
Organism: Nematostella vectensis (starlet sea anemone)
Lineage: Eukaryota; Metazoa; Cnidaria; Anthozoa; Actiniaria; Edwardsiidae
Product: neuronal acetylcholine receptor subunit alpha-3
Exons: 5
Coding region: 1640-2926 (428 amino acids)
Biological process (GO): monoatomic ion transmembrane transport; nervous system process; signal transduction
Cellular component (GO): postsynaptic membrane; synapse; neuron projection
Molecular function (GO): acetylcholine-gated monoatomic cation-selective channel activity; transmembrane signaling receptor activity
Source: RefSeq, a predicted model, not a curated record